This is a messenger RNA of Carassius auratus (goldfish), 3055 nucleotides long. RefSeq lists its product as uncharacterized. NCBI's taxonomy places the organism in Eukaryota, Metazoa, Chordata, Actinopteri, Cypriniformes, Cyprinidae. Gene Ontology annotation, cellular component: membrane. The transcript is spliced from 19 exons. Gene Ontology annotation, molecular function: transmembrane signaling receptor activity; extracellular ligand-gated monoatomic ion channel activity. The record is from RefSeq and is a predicted model, not a curated record. Bases 188 to 3055 code for a protein of 955 amino acids. Gene Ontology annotation, biological process: monoatomic ion transmembrane transport.
UAUUAUGAAAUAAAUGGAAAUGUUGCGGUUUUAGUUGUUUUUAGUUUGUCUAAGCAAAUCAGUUUUUGUAUAUAGUUUGCCUGAGGGUCCAUAUCAGUCCUCACAGAUAUCGUGAUACUGUGAGGUAAAAGCCGAAUGUAUAUUUUUUAGCACUUUUACUGUUAUCUGCCUUCUCGUUUUUCAGCUGAUGGCUUUAGUUUUGUUCUCAAGACCACAGGCUGCUGGAUACACAGCUAUUCUUCUACAUUUCCGGUUCAUUAUCUGCUGUCUCAUCAUGCAGUCUCUAAUGGUGAAACCCGCAGGGACCAUCAACUGCUCUGAACCCACUACAGAUGGUCUCAUAACAGCCCUGAAGGAAAAUAUAUUUGGCAAAACUGAAAUAAGGCCAGUUAUUAACCUGAAAACUCCCACCAACAUCAGUGUGAACUUCAUUCUGUAUGGGAUUCUAGAUGUGGAUGAAAAAGCACAGAAACUUAACACAUUCCUUUGGGUGAAUCUGGUUUGGAAUAUUGAAGGUUUGAGCUGGGAUCCUGUUAAAUGUGGAACAGACCAAAUUUCAAUACCACGAAAACAACUGUGGAGGCCUGAUAUUAUCAUCAAUGAAUUCAUUGAUGAAAAUAAAGUCCCAGACACAUAUUACCUCUACGUUGACUAUACUGGCAAGAUAAUGGAUGAUCUUCCAUUUCAUGUCAUCAGUUCUUGUAACCUGGACAUCUAUACCUUUCCAUUUGACAUUCAAAACUGCACAUUCACCUUUAAUUCAUACCAGCACACUGUGCUGGAUGUUCAGUUGUCCUUUGAUAAACCGGUGGAGCAAGCAUUCAAAGAUUCUCUUGAAGCGAUGACAACUAAAGGAGAGUGGGAGCUGGUCGACAUGCUUGCUGAAAAACCUACAAUAUCUCCCCAGGAAAUGAAUAUCUCACGGGACACACUUACUUAUUAUAUCGUCCUCAAGCGUCGAGCGACCAUGUAUGUGGUGAACCUCCUGAUUCCCAGCUGCUUCCUCAUUACUGUAGAUCUGUUCAGUUUUCUUCUUCCACCCCAAGACGUGGAUCGUUCUGCCUUCAAAAUGACCCUCAUUUUGGGUUACACUGUCUUCCUGCUGCUAAUGAAUGACCUGCUGCCUGUUACUGGAAACACCUUACCUCUCAUAAAUGCUUUUUUCUCCCUCUGUUUGCUUCUGAUGGUGGCAAGUCUUCUGGAGACAAUCUUCAUCACCAACAUUCAGUGUGGCUCUACUCACUAUGGACCUUUACCUCCAUGGGCCAAGGCUCUUUUCCUCAACUAUAUCGCCAAACUUGUUCAUUUAAGCAAGAAACCCAGUGACCAAAACUCUGACCCUAAAGAGCACAGAACCGAUACCAAACGCUGUGAUCCUGCAGUUGAAACCUCUAAGGGGGAAGCAGUCCAUAAAACACCUGCUCUUGUGGAACUGAAGAAGAUAAGCCACGAGUUACUAUCGAUCAAUCAGCAGAUUGAUAAACAUUUUAAAACUGAUGAGAGCGCAGAGGAGUGGAUGCAUUUGGGUCAAGUCAUUGACCGCUUGCUUUUCUGCCUGUAUAUUGUGUUUCUUUCAGUUAGUUUUAUCACUAUUUUAAUCUUCUGGUUGUACUGGUACAAGAACGAUUCAUCUUUAAUAAAUAAAUCAUCUCUGGUAAUGAAACCUGCAUGGACUAUUAACUGCUCUGAACCCACUACAGAUGCUCUUUAUAGUGCCUUAAAAGACAGCAUCUUGGAUAAAUCAGAUGUGAGACCAGUUUUGUACCCAAAAACUCCCACCAACAUUAGUGUGAGCUUCACUCUGUAUGGAAUUUUAGGUGUGGAUGAAAAAGCACAAAUAUUCGAUUCAUUUAUUUGGGUGUAUCUGUUUUGGAAUAUUGAAGGUUUGAGCUGGGAUCCUGUUGAAUGUGGAACAGACAGAAUCUCACUGCCAAGAAAAAAGCUGUGGAUGCCUGAUCUUGUGAUUAAUGAAUUCAUGGAUGAAAAUAGAUCUCCAGACACAUAUUACCUCUAUGUCAAACAUACUGGUGAGGUAAUGGAUGAUCUUCCCAUUCAUGUGAUCAGUUCCUGCAACAUGGACAUCUACACCUUUCCAUUUGAUAUUCAGAACUGCACAUUUACUUUUAACUCAUACAAGCUCACUGCGCGGGAUAUUCGAUUGCUCUUUGUUGAACCUGUGGAGGUAACACUUCAGAAUUCCCUAUCUGUGAUGAAAACGAAAGGAGAGUGGGAGCUAGUCGACAUGCUUGCUGAGAAACCCGAGAUACUUUCAGGAGAUCUGAAUAAUACUUUUGAUACACUUAUUUACCAUGUCGUUCUCAAGCGUCGAGCGACCAUGUAUGUGGUGAACCUGCUGAUUCCCAGCUGCUUCCUCAUUGCUUUAGAUCUGUUCAGUUUUCUUCUUCCACCCCAGAACGUGGAUCGUUCUGCCUUCAAAAUGACCCUCAUUUUGGGUUACACUGUCUUCCUGCUGCUAAUGAAUGACCUGCUGCCUGUUACUGGAAACACCUUACCUCUCAUAAACGUGUUUUUCUCUCUUUGCUUGGCACUGAUGGUGGCCAGUCUUCUUGAGACAAUCUUCAUCAUUAACAUUCAGUGUGGCUCCACUCACUAUGGACCUUUACCUCCAUGGGCCAAGGUGCUUUUCCUCAACUAUCUUGCUAAGCUUGUUUUUUUAAGCAAGAAACCCAGUGACCAAAACUGUAACCCUGAAGAGCUCAGACUAGAGACCAAACAAUGUGAUCCUGCAGUUGAAACCCCUCCAAGCGAAGCAGCAUAUAAGACAGUUCCUCUCCUGGAACUGAAGAAGAUAAGCCAUGAGUUACUAUCCAUCCGUCAGCAGAUCGAUAAACAUUUUAAAACUGAUGAGAGCGCAGAGGAGUGGAUGCAUUUGGGUCAAGUCAUUGACCGCUGGCUUUUCUCGACGAAGAUCAUCUCUUCGCUGACUCUUCUGCAAGAAAAAGUCAUGGAAGAAGCUCCAGCGCUGCUCAUUGUCGUGGAAGAAGCCGAAGCAGCAAAUGUAAGCAUCAUUGUAGGCAUCCGGCAUCUGGAGUGA